AUGGCAUCCGGUGAAGGGUUUUUGACGAACGAACAGCAGAAGAAACUGGAAUUAGCAACUCAGAAUCUGUCAUCAUCUCCAAAGUCUCCUCCGUCGUUUGCUGUAAUAACGAAAGAUGGUGCUGCUUGUGGUAAAGAGAAUUGGGGAAAGGGUCUUGACACAGAAGUAGACAGUUCUUGUAUAGAUGAUGAAGAUUCUAGAAAAGAGGAAUCAUACGCGCUUUACGGUUGGCCAGUGUUAGGCAGUUUGGGUGAUUACGAAAUAUUUGUAGUUACCAUCAUUGAAGAUUACUUUAGCUCUGGGGAUGUCGAAGUGGCUGCAUCUGACGUUAUGGAACUUGGUUUGAGCCAAUACCAUCCUUAUUUUGUCAAGACACUUGUUUCCAUGGCCAUGAACAGAGGCGAUAAGGAGAAGGAGAUGGCUUCGGUGUUGCUCUCUCGACUUUACGCUGUUAUUAUUUCACCUGAUCAAAUCAGGUUUGGGUUUAUAAGACUUCUUGAAUCAGUUGGUGAUCUUGCUUUGGACAUACCUGAUGCUGUUAACGUCCUCGCUUUGUUUAUUGCCCGUGCCAUCGUCGAUGAGAUUCUUCCCCCGAUUUUUCUAGCUAGAGCAUUGAAGACUCUACCGGGUUCCUCUCAAGGGUUUCAGGUUGUAGUAACUGCAGAGAAGAGAUAUCUCUCAGCUCCUCAUCACGCAGAGCUAGUGCAGAACAUAUGGGGUGGGACAGAGAGUCUUGAUGAUGACCUUUCUCUUGACAUCUCAUCUGCUCGAAACGUAGGCUUACCAAUUGAAGAAGAUGAAAAGCUAAGACGAUACAAGAAUGACACAGUGACUAUCAUUCAAGAGUAUUUCCUCUCCGAUGACAUUCCUGAGUUAAUACGCAGUCUUGAAGAUUUAGGAUCACCUGAAUAUAACUCAGUGUUCUUAAAGAAGCUAGUCACUCUUGCUAUGGAUAGGAAGAACAAAGAGAAGGAGAUGACUUCUAUUCUUCUCUCUGCUCUUCACAUGGAGAUGUUCUCAACAGAAGAUUUCAUAAAUGGUUUCGUAAUGCUCCUCGAAUCCAUUGAAGACAUAUCAUUAGACAUCUUAGAAGCAUCACACGAGCUUGCUUUGUUUCUAGCUAGAGCUGUGAUCGAUGAUGUCUUGGCUCCGCUUAAUCUUGAAGAGAUCUCAGAGAGCUUACCACCGAAAUCAACCGGACGUGAAACAAUCUGCGCAGCUCGGUCUCUGAUAUCCGCUCAACACGCAGGAGAAAGACUCUUGAGAAGCUGGGGUGGUGGUACAGGCUGUACGGUGGAAGAUGCUAAAGACAAGAUCUCGAAACUUCUUGAAGAGUACGAAACAGGAGGAGUGAUUUCAGAGGCUUGUCAAUGCAUACGUGAUCUAGGGAUGCCGUUUUUUAACCAUGAGGUGGUUAAGAAAACUAUGGUAAUGGCAAUGGAGAAGAAGAAUGACCGGAUGCUUAAUCUCUUGCAGGAGUGUUUUGAUGAAGGGAUCAUUACUACUAACCAAAUGAGAAAAGGGUUUGGUCGAAUCAGAGAUUGUCUUGAUGACUUAUCUUUGGAUAUUCCAAACGCAGAAGAAAAAUUUAACUUGUAUGUUGCGCACGCUAAAGUGAACGGUUGGCUACACUGACGAAGUGUACUUUUUACAUAGGUUUGUCAUUUGUAAUGUUCUUCUGAAACUUUCCCAACAAUGAUUUUUACAAUUUUGUUACUUAUAUAAUUAUUAAAAGUCUUUCUAUCAAAAUAAUAGAAUCCGUUUAUUAUUCUAAUAGUUGAUGAACAUUGUAUAUACGCAUGCAUACAGCUCAUAUUUGAUGGCGUUGCAAUGUGGCUUAUAUCAUUGUUUAUUCAAAGUACGUACAUACGUAUUGAAAAUCUCAAAAAAAAAAUAAACAAAGGUUGACCAAAAAAAGAAAGAGAUCUGAAACACA
Camelina sativa (false flax) is the source of this 1936-nucleotide messenger RNA. Its product is annotated as MA3 DOMAIN-CONTAINING TRANSLATION REGULATORY FACTOR 4-like. Gene Ontology annotation, biological process: negative regulation of DNA-templated transcription. The record is from RefSeq and is a predicted model, not a curated record. Lineage: Eukaryota; Viridiplantae; Streptophyta; Magnoliopsida; Brassicales; Brassicaceae.